AUGUCACAACAAGUCGUCCAACAACAACAAGAACAAAAACAGCAGGAUAACGACGAUCCUCCCCCGUCCCAGAAGGGUACUAUCGCCACUACUACAAAAACAGUUUCACAGCUCAAGGUUGACACCGAACUCUCCUCAACCCCCUCCUCCUCAUCUCCACGCCCGCCACCCCCUCUACCGAGCACUAGUCGCCCAACUUCGCCCGUCAGCAGGAAACGGACCGAAAAUCUCGACAGCUACGAUCCAUCCCUCUCCGCCAAGGACCAAGGUUUCCUAAGCAGCUCCCAGAAUGGAACCUUUCCUCCCUCGAAAAAGUCAAAGACUUCGUCUCCGCCGCUCCUCUCACCCAGACUCUCGCAGGCCAACAUGUCCGAGUACAGAUCCACUCAGGAAUCUCCUCUCUCCCCUCAGACUUCGCCGAUCAUCGAACCAUAUCUCGAUGAUGCCGAUACCGGAACAUUUCCGGUCCUCGACAUUCGCUCUCCUCCAGUUUUGGUCAGGGCGCGCACAAUGGAAGAUAUGAAGUCAGUACUACCUGUUCCUUUAACUCGACACGGCUCCUCGAUUCUCGACAGUAUGGCAAAAUCAAGCGAGACCGCGAUCGGAAACCUGACACUGGGCACCUCUUCCUCCACAGGACGGACACACCUCACAGAACGCGCCAUGGGAGUCAUCACUAGUAACCCCAGUAGCCGGCAAGGAAGCCCCGCCGUCGCGAUGAAGAGCCGCGAGACUACUCCAAUGAUGGUCGAGGAUGAACACCACCUAGCCCUCCACAGCAGCCAGCAAUACGCUUCGACAUCAGGAUUCCCUCAACGAUACCCAAACCAUGUAUUGGAAGCCUCGCCGAGCCCAAGUGACUGCACAUCCAGUUCAGAGGAAGCCCGAAACCUCACAGAGAUAUUGGCAGAUACAGUGGCGACGUAUUGUUCAGACUCAGACGAUGACUACACACCAGACGCUGAUACGACGGUAGAUGACUUCAGCAACAGAGUGGAUUCAUCCUCUGGCGAGGAAGACGACGACGACAGCUUUACAGAGAUUGACGCCGACAACAUUAACGUACUUGAUGCACCCUACAUCGAGCCAUUCUUUUCUCAGUUUGGUGGCCGUUGCAGUCCUGAUGACUAUGUGAGCAACGAGCUUACUGACGACCAUGUAGAGAUGAUUAUCGAGGAAGCUCGAGCAUAUGGUAUCUUCACUGACAACGUCGAUAUGUGCAUUGAUCGCGUCAUUGGACGAUAUAUUAUGGGUAACAUCUUCUCAGUGAGUCAGCUCCUAGCGGCAUUCAAUCCAGAUCUUAACACCGACGGUGACGAGUGGACUGAACGGAAGCUGAUGAUGAAGUUGACAGAGGAGCUGCUAGUUGCCCUUCGCAGGAAACGGCUGACUAACAUUCAUACCUUGGAACAAGUGGUUCAGCUGCUUCGAGACUCCAAGCGGAUUAUGGUCCUCACAGGCGCCGGCGUGUCGGUCUCUUGCGGCAUUCCCGACUUUAGAUCUCCCGACGGUAUCUAUUCACGGCUUCAGGAGUUCAACCUUCGGGAUCCGCAACAAAUGUUCGACCUCUCUUUCUUCAAGAGGCGACCCGAGAUCUUUUACUCUUUCGCGAGGGAGAUCUUUCCGAGUAACUUUAUACCAAGUCCGUCACACAGCUUCAUCAAACUUUUGGAGGACAAGGGCAAGCUGCUUCGGAACUACACCCAAAACAUUGACACGCUAGAACAACGAGCCGGCAUCCAAAAAAUCCUGCAGUGCCAUGGAUCGUUUGCGACCGCCAGUUGCUUGCGCUGCCGUCGUCAGGUCCCAGGAGAUGACAUCAAGGAGGCGAUCUUUAAUCAGGAAGUGGCAUACUGCACAGUCUGCCCGCCACCAAGCCCAUCCGACUUUGCUCCAAAGUUUAGGGAGGCGUAUUACUCUUCUGAUGAAGAAUCUGACUCGGACUCGGACGACUCUACUUUUAGUGCACCACCACCUCCACCUCUGAUGAAGCCCGAUAUCAUCUUUUUCAAGGAGCAGCUCACGUCAGUUUUCCAUGACUGUCUGGACGAGGAUCGGGACCAAGUCGAUUUGCUUAUUGUCAUGGGAACCAGUCUCAAGGUUGCUCCUGUCAACAGCAUUAUCGAUGCGCUCCCGGCUGGCAUUCCGCAAAUCCUGAUCAACCGGACGCCUCUUACGCACAUGGAGUUUGAUGUUCAACUGUUGGGCGACAGUGAUACCAUUGUGGCGGAGCUUUGCAGGAUGGCAGGAUGGGAAUUGAAGCAUGAGAAACUGCCUGACGGUACGUCUAACGUGCUAGACAUGGACAGCAACACCAAUCUCGAUGGAUCGGGCAAGGGAGGUCGCGCACACUGGGAGCAUUUCGAGCCUUAUACGUACGUUUUUGAAGGCGGCAGUCUCGAAGACAUUGAAUACGAGGUCAUGCUUGCACAGAUCGCUCAGCAGGGUCUCUCACGAGACCUUGAUAUGUUCAGAGAAAGCGAUGGCAGUGAUGCGGACGAUGAGGGCCUAGACGCGAGUACACACUUUCAAGGAACGCGUUUUGGAAGUGUAGAUCCUAUGGAGACCGAUGAGAGUCAGGGCACUGUUCGUGGAUCUCUGUCUUCUGUGAGUGAGGCGAUGGGAGGUGGGGGAAUUCAUCCAGACACGACAACAGGAACGACGGAACCACGGUCAGGAGACUUGGCGGAGAUCCACUUGGCGCAUCCUGAAGACCCAUUUGCAUCGCAAGAUUACUCUCAGCGGUUACUAUCGGAUGAUGAGGCAGAGAUCAUUGACAAGUACACAGAGAAGAUGCCUCGCGACAUGUGUGAAGGACGAUCGAUGUCUAUUUCGGACGGGCCACACGAUUCGACAGCGACUGGUCAUGGUCAGGAGUUUGAGAAUAGCUUCAUGCUUGAACACCGAUCGGAUGCAGAGCUUCGCGCGAUUAUGGAGGAUCCGCUUUUGGAGGAGGAACAGGAAGGAAAGAGAGAGAGCGAUGACAGUGAUAAUGAGACGUUGUCCUUUCAUACGCCCAAUGGCUCGUUCCAGGCGCCCGGUUUUCUUGGAUCGCAGUCGGUGCUGCGUCUGGAGGAGGAUGACGAGGAUCUGGCAGGUCUCUCGCAACAAAGUUUCCACGAAGCCGAUCUGUUUUCUCAAUAG
Molecule: messenger RNA, 3144 nt
Organism: Linnemannia hyalina
Lineage: Eukaryota; Fungi; Mortierellomycota; Mortierellomycetes; Mortierellales; Mortierellaceae
Source: the annotation of a GenBank genome assembly